UAAGCUGGUGGAAGAAGAUUCUUACUGAAACUCAGAGCGAAGAACACUUGGAUCACAUACACAUUAUGCCAUUCUCACUCAAGGGCCAUUUGGAGUUUGUUCGCUACAAGGAUUUGCUGCUGGAGCCUCCGGCCGAGAGGAACAUGAAGCUCUACCUCGAGUUCUUCCCAAAUUUUAACACCGCCCAGCGAUGGUACACCAUGCCACAGAUCCAAAAUUCAGCACCGACCUUUGUGGAAACCGUGGCCCAAGCUGAUCGCAUACUGGCAAUCUCCUCCCACGCCCUGGAAGGCAUUGUGGUGUGAGCUCUUCAGUUAUGUGGAAUCAACAUCGUUCCACUGGGUUCUCUCCAUCUAAACAUCUCCACCGGGAACGAUCCAGACGAUCCAAACUAGGUAAUUCCAUGGCUGGACAAACAGGAGUCUCGAUCGGUUCUCUACAUUAUUAACCGGACUUGAGGGCGUACCGCGCGGUACCGCCGAAUUUCUUCGGCACUAGCUCGAGCUGCUCCGGGCGUACCACCCAUAGAAAAGCGAUGUUCUUAGUAGAUUCCAGAGCCAGCUGCUGGGACUGGAGCGAUGGUUCCAAAACGCAGGUGGCAUGGUAUACCGCGGGCUGCUAACCGACUGGACACACCCUCGGGCACCGUGCCGUGCGGCAUUGUGGAUGGAAUUCGAUCUUGGAGAGCGUCAGUGUUGGUGUUCCUGUGAUGUCGAUGCCGCGAAUCCGUGCUUGACGAGGAUCUUGGACGGGAUUUCGGUAAGAUUGGGUAAACACCGAGCAAGGCCAAUUUGGAGGCUGCGAUCGAGGAGCUCAUGUUUAAAAGGUGUGAUGAGCUUGGAAAGAAAGCCAGCGAUCUUGGAGAACUCAUGGAAGAAGGAGGAUCUUCUCGAUCCGGCAUCGAUUAGUCAAAGCCAUGGGGCUAUAGAGAUGUUCGCGUCGAUGCAAGGGGAUCACGGCGUGGAUCCAAUCGCGGAGCACUACGGCUGCGUGGUGCGGUGUGGGCAUCUGCUGAGGCGCUCGUGAUUGCCAUGGAGCCCAGUGUAACGAGCUUGGUCAAUGCGUGCACACUCCACUUGGAUCCAGCGCAAGUCACCUAAAGUGUGUCAUAGGAUAAGGGGGCGAUGGCUGUAGCAGCCCGAAUAUCGCAUGGAAGAGUUCGAUCGUGUCGCCCGGCAGCCCGGGAUCUGCUGGCGCAAGAUCAUAGUCAGCGUUCUUUUAAUUAGAGCUCCAAGUGCUCCAAAGAUCAUCCACACAGGUAACCUUAGCAAGGCGGCAGCUUUGGAUGGAUCAGGUGAUCCUAAGGCAUGGCUGAGUUCGUGGCGAGCAUGACGACGUUCAAGAAGAGGGUGAACUCGAGCUUCAAGCCCAGGACGAGGCCACCUCGAGCUCGAUCACUCGAGAGCCAUUCAGUAAAUGGAUUGCUCCGAGACGCUCGAGUGCGAACUUAAGGAGCUGGAGAGGCGAUCUCGAGGACAUGAGUAGCGAGGUCCUAGGUAGAGUGAGGUGCCUGGGAGUGCCGAUUCUCGGUUACCGAGGCGGCGUCUCGAGCUCGAGAGAACAAGUUGAGGAACUGGAGAUCCAUACGAGGGAGGAACUCUAACUCAGCACCACCAUGACGACCUUGUAGCAAUUUGGCACUCAAGAGGAGGAGAAAGCAAUUUGGUGCUGCAUCGACCUGACAACUAUCACAUAUGGCAUGAGAGAUUCUUCGCCAGACAACGUUUGCGCUAUAAACUGGUCCUCUCCAGACGUUUGAGAGCGUACAUCUGCCUGUUUUGUGAUUGCCUCACAAACCCCUCACAAAUCAAUCGGCACGGAAAACCAAGCCCAGCGGCUUUGAAAAUCCUAGGAACUGAUGCUAGGAGUGCGGCUGGAGCGGACAACUCUUUGGUUACGUCAGUAGCCACAAAAGGCUGCCAAGCAAACCAUCGUGAAAAAAUUAAAAUGGUGCAGCUGAAAUAGCCUAGACAAACAAAAGCACUCUAGACUAGCGUCACCAAAUGGUGUUGUAGUUAUCAUUCUGAACAAGUUCACCUAACUAGA
Messenger RNA from Selaginella moellendorffii, 2046 nucleotides. RefSeq lists its product as uncharacterized. Bases 601 to 1026 code for a protein of 141 amino acids. The transcript has 2 exons. The record is from RefSeq and is a predicted model, not a curated record. Lineage: Eukaryota; Viridiplantae; Streptophyta; Lycopodiopsida; Selaginellales; Selaginellaceae.